AUCCGGCUAAAAUGGACAACGUUAGCGAACUUAUGCGAUGCGUUGAUUUUGCUGCAAUUAAGCAUAAGGACCAACGACGAAAGGAUGUAGAGGAAACACCUUACAUUAACCAUCCCAUAGGUGUGGCAAAAAUCUUGACAGAAGAGGCUGGAAUUACAGAUCUUGCUGUAAUUCAGGCGGCCCUACUACACGAUACUGUCGAGGACACCGAUACUUCCUUUGAUGAAUUGGAUCAACAUUUUGGCCCAGAAGUGUGUGGUAUUGUGAAGGAGGUUACUGAUGAUAAAUUAUUACCGAAGAUGGAAAGAAAACAGCAACAGAUUAACCAUGCACCUCACGCUAGUUAUAAAGCUAAACUGGUAAAACUAGCUGACAAGUUAUACAAUUUGCGUGACCUGCGGAGGUGCACGCCCCGGGGCUGGACAGAGGAUCGCGUGCAGGAGUAUUUCGUGUGGUCCUCUAGGGUAGUUGGCGGACUUAGAGGCACAAACAAGAAUAUGGAGAACUCACUGGAUGAUUUACUCAAGGAAAGAGAUAUUCUUAUAUGAUAUUUUAAUAGGCUAUUUUAUGGAAAUCUCUUUUUGAUAAGCAGCAGCAAUGAUGUUUACUGUUAUAGAAAUGUGAGCCCCAGUUCUUUAACAUGUUGUACAGAUGAUAUUAUUGUUGAUGAUAUCUGUUAAUUGUUAAUUAUAUAUUCUAGUACAAAAUAUAAUACCAUGUGGUUUUUUUUUAUUAAGCGCCUUUUUUUAUGAUAACUGUUAUUUUCCCUUUUCAAUAUGUCCAGUAUUUGUAUAAAAGCUCUUUGCAUUCCAUGUUAUAAUCUUUUGGGGGACAUGGAAAUUAAGAUGAAAAGUCUGAUAUACGGGUCAUCAUCAUUUGAGUGUCCCCAGAAUAAGAUCUGCCAUGUGUUUCUUUAUUGGGUCUGUAUCAGUUCUACCGAAUUGGUACGUUCAUGGGAAUUCCCAAAAUAACGACCAUGAUUACAAAAUAUACCUUUCAAAUAGGGGUCUUGGUACCGGAUAAAUUACAAAUAUACAAGUCUUAUAAUAUAAGACUUCGAAGGUUCAUAUCGUGAUUUUUUACGUUUAUUAUCGGAUAUUUCCAUUUUUGUUAUUUGUGGAACCUCGAAGACCCGGUUCCGGAUAUGUUUGGCGGAGUUAUGACAUUGGCCCGCAUACACAUGAUUGGCAGCUGCCGUCUCAAACAUUUGUUUUUCUUUUUAACAAUUUGACAUUUAAUACCUAUAGCUGUUGUUUGUAUGUGAAGUUUACUCUCGCUUCUGUCCUUAUCCGCUGGACAGGAAACGAAAUUAAACAAUCAGGAUUACUGAUCACCUUGUAUUCCACUAGUCCUUCUGUAAAAUUCGGAUCAGGAGUACUGACCACCUCAUAUUCCACUAGUCCUGUAAAAUUCGGAUCAGGAGUACUGACCACCUCAUAUUCCACUAGUCCUGUAAAAUUCGGAUCAGGAGUACUGACCACCUCGUAUUCCAGUAGUCCUUCAGUUAAAUUCGGAUCAGGAGUACUGACCACCUCGUAUUCCACUAGUCCUUCAAUAAAAUUCGGAUUAGGAGUACUGACCACCUCGUAUUCCACUAGUCCAUCAGUAAAAUUCGGAUCAGGAGUGCUGACUAUCUUGUAUUCCACUAGUUCUUCAGUAAAAUUCGGAUCAGGAGUGCUGACUAUCUUGUAUUCCACUAGUUCUUCAGUAAAAUUCGGAUCAGGAUUACUGACCACCUUGUAUUCCACUAGUCCUUCAGUAAAAUUCGGAUCAGGAGUACUGACCACCUUGUAUUCCACUAGUCCUUCAGUAAAAUUCGGAUCAGGAUUACUGACCACCUUGUAUUCCACUAGUCCUUCAGUAAAAUUCGGAUCAGGAUUACUGACCACCUCGUAUUCCACUAGUCCUUCAGUAAAAUUCGGAUCAGGAGUACUGACCACCUUGUAUUCCACUAGUCCUUCUGUAAAAUUCGGAUCAGAAGUACUGACCACCUUGUAUUCCACUAGUCCUUCAGUAAAAUUCGGAUCAGGAGUACUGACCACCUCGUAUUCCACUAGUCCUUCAGUAAAAUUCGGAUCAGGAGUACUGACCACCUUGUAUUCCACUAGUCCUUCAGUAAAAUUCGGAUCAGGAGUACUGACCACCUCGUAUUCCACUAGUCCUUCAGUAAAAUUCGGAUCAGGAGUACUGACCACCUUGUAUUCCACUAGUCCUUCAGUAAAAUUCGGAUCAGGAGUACUGACCACCUUGUAUUCCACUAGCCCUUCAGUAAAAUUCGGAUCAGGAUUACUGACCACCCAAGAUGGAACUACAUUGAAGAUUAAAUAUGCUACAUCGCUGUUGUAUAAACAUAUGAUGUUUUCAAUUUAUCAUAAUUUCUCUUUGUCGGAGAUGUAGCACAUUUAACGUCUACGUAAAAGUAUCUCUGCAGUUGUAGGUAUCAUGUGACCCGGAGAGGUAUCCCUGGAUGUUUUCGAUAAUAUGCAGCCUCCCUAAAAGCACACGGAAUCACCCUUCGCAUGCAUCUCGUACCCAGACGAAACCGUCCUUAGGUGGCCAUAGCUGUUGAUAGGACGUUAAACGAUUAGAUACCAAACGAAACUCUCUACAGUAUUAUAUUCCCGUAAGGAUUAUUUCAUUUAGUGAGUUUGUUAGCAUUUUAUUUCUAAAAUGGAUGCUUAUCAUUUUAUUAACCAAAGAUAAUUUAACGUUCCUAGUUUUGAUCAUGGUUUGAUCAAUAUUUUGUCACUAAUGCGGUGUCAUCCCGCAGUAUUUUUACAUAAAUUAUAUGAAUACAUGAUGUACUAUGUAUGAAUUUAUUGUAUAUGGAUACCCCCAUUGUCAGAUUUUGCUUCCCAAUAUGAUAUUAAAACUGUUUCAACAAUUACGAAAAUAAAAGAAGAAUCUAUUACGUGUUAA
Messenger RNA from Pecten maximus, 2919 nucleotides. Its product is annotated as guanosine-3',5'-bis(diphosphate) 3'-pyrophosphohydrolase MESH1-like. The transcript is spliced from 4 exons. Bases 12 to 548 code for a protein of 178 amino acids. Gene Ontology annotation, molecular function: guanosine-3',5'-bis(diphosphate) 3'-diphosphatase activity. Lineage: Eukaryota; Metazoa; Mollusca; Bivalvia; Pectinida; Pectinidae. The record is from RefSeq and is a predicted model, not a curated record.